AUGCGGCAGCCCGCCGGGUUCGUCGAUCCUCAAAAUCCAACCGCAGUUUGCAAACUACAUAAAUCACUAUACGGAUUAAAGCAGGCGCCCCGGCAAUGGUUUCAAAAGCUUACAAGCUUUCUUCAAACCCAAGGCUUUACGUUCAGCCGAUCGGAUCCUUCACUCCUAAUUCUUAACACUGACCAAACUCAACUCUAUAUUCUUAUUUAUGUGGACGAUUUCUUAGUCACAGGGAAUAAUGCCGCAGCAAUCCAACGUCUUCUUCAACAGCAGAAAACUCAAUUUGCUCUCAAACAACUAGGAAACGUCUCCCUCUUUCUUGGCAUUCAAGUGAUUCAAUCCAAAACAGGUCUUUUUCUUUCUCAACAACAUUAUGCCACUAAAAUUCUUCAUGAUGCAGGCUUCAAGGAUUGCAAGCCUGCUCCCACGCCAGUCACCCCGUCCAGCAAGGCUCAACUCACGGUCAUCCCACCGUUCUCUGACCCCUCCCUCUACCAACGGCUAGCUGGAUCGCUACAAUACUUGUCAAUUACGCGGCCGGACAUUGCCUAUGCGACAAACCGGAUUUGUCAACAUAUGCAGAAUCCAACAGAACAGGACUUCAACGCACUCAAACGACUUCUCCGCUACAUCAACGGCACAUUAUCAUACGGUCUACCCAUCACCAUUGGCAACUUGGAUCUUCAUUCCUACUCGGAUGCAGAUUGGGCUUCCGAUGCCUCGGAUCGGAAAUCCAUCUCGGGAUUUUGCACUUUCCUUGGACCAAAUCUAAUUUCCUGGACCGUGAAAAAGCAACCCACGGUAGCCAAGUCGUCCACCGAAGCCGAAUACCGCUCGCUCUCUGUCGCUGCCUCGGAAGUCUUAUGGUUACGACGGCUUGCACGGGAGCUUCAUCUACCUCAACCGUCACCCACUACUACUAUCCACUGCGACAACACAUCCGCGAUUGCUAUCGCCAAAAAUCUCGUCUUCCAUGCGCGAACAAAGCAUAUCGAGAUCGACUAA
Messenger RNA from Dendrobium catenatum, 1005 nucleotides. RefSeq lists its product as uncharacterized. Bases 1 to 1005 code for a protein of 334 amino acids. The transcript has a single exon. NCBI's taxonomy places the organism in Eukaryota, Viridiplantae, Streptophyta, Magnoliopsida, Asparagales, Orchidaceae. The record is from RefSeq and is a predicted model, not a curated record.